This is a messenger RNA of Ichthyophthirius multifiliis, 1184 nucleotides long. RefSeq lists its product as hypothetical. Gene Ontology annotation, molecular function: protein tyrosine/threonine phosphatase activity; MAP kinase tyrosine/serine/threonine phosphatase activity. The transcript has 3 exons. The record is from RefSeq and is a predicted model, not a curated record. Lineage: Eukaryota; Ciliophora; Oligohymenophorea; Hymenostomatida. Gene Ontology annotation, biological process: negative regulation of MAPK cascade; protein dephosphorylation. Gene Ontology annotation, cellular component: cytoplasm.
UAAAUAAUAUUAGAAAAAUAUCGAUGUAUCAUUUGUUGAUUGUAACAUAUUUUAUAAUAUGAUCUAAAAAGGGUAAUAAGUAAAAAACAGUUUAAUAAUAUAUGAUAUAACAAACGGAGAAUGCAUCAAAUAAGAAGUAACUAAUGUAAUAAAAAUUGAUAAUGAAUUAGGAAAAUAAAUAAUUGCUCACUCAGAAAUAAUAAAACUUGAAAAUAUUUAAAAAAAAUUACCUAAAAAUAAGCAAGAUCUAUUUUCUAGAAAUAAGAGGUGUUAUAACUUUAUAGUAUUUUAGGAUAAGAAUACACAAUUUCUAUAAAUUUUAAACGAUUUAAUAUAAAAAUAAUAUAUAAUGGACAGUCAAAUCAAAGGAAGUGAAUUAUUAAAUAGUGGAUAUAUAAAAAUUUCCGAUAAAAUUUUAUAGUUAUAGUUAGAAAAUAAACUAUUAGAAGAAAAGUUAAAUGUAAAUUCAGAUCAAUCAAUUUUUAAUUUAAGAAAAGCGUUAGCCUUAUAUAAUGUACUUAAAAAAUUUAAAAUUAAUCAAGUUCAUAUUUUAAGAUAACCUACUUAACUAUUCACUUAAUUAUAUCCUUUUAUGACUAACUUUUUUUAAAUAUUAAAUAAUGUUUAACUAAAAUUUUAUCCUAAUGAAAUAUUAAAUGGAUAAUUUUAUUAUGGAAACUGUUAACAUGCUGCUUAAGAGGAGCUAAUUAGUUAAUUAGGCAUUACUCAUGUUGUAAAUAUGACAACUGAAGUAGAAAACUUUUUCGAGUCAAAUACUAAAGUUACUUAUUUAAAAAUAUCUAUUUUAGAUGAAGAUGAUGUCAAAAUAUUCCCAUAUUUUAAAUAAACAUAUUAGUUUAUAAGAAAUGCUUUAGAAAAUCCUAAAAAUAAAAUAUUUGUUCAUUGCGCUUAAGGAAAAUCACGUUCUGGAACAAUAGUUAUUAUGUAUCUUAUGAAAAAAUAUAAAUGGUCAUUAAAUGCGGUAAUUAAAAAUAAUUUUAAAAUAAAUAAUUUAUUUUAUUUUAAAGACAUUAAAAUAUGUAUAAGAAAGAAGAGAUAUAUGUUAACCUAACCCAGGCUUUAUGGAAUAAUUGAGUAUGUUUGAAGAAAAUAAAUUUAUGUUUGAAGGAGAAAUCGAAGGUGAAUUUUCAGAAAAUUAAUGUUGUUAAGAUAAUAAUGAUUAA